This is a messenger RNA of Porites lobata, 312 nucleotides long. Lineage: Eukaryota; Metazoa; Cnidaria; Anthozoa; Scleractinia; Poritidae. The record is from the annotation of a GenBank genome assembly.
AUGUACUUCCUUAAUUGUGUUAUAUAUUUACCAUCUUUACAAUAUUAUUUUUCUUGUACUUUGUGCCGUGCCCUGCUAAGUAAAUCCAUAUCCCUUUCACAGUGUUCUGCGGGGAACAUAAUGUACUGAAAUUGUGUGAAGCUAUAGAACAUUAAUUUGCACUCAUAGAGGUUUCCCCACAGAGAUAUAAAGAGUGACAACAUUAUUCUUACAGAGGUAAACAAUAUGUACCACCCAAUGCUCAUUGAUUUUGGAAAGGCUAUCUUGCUAUCGGAUGCCCCUUCAAAACAGCAGUCCAUGACUGCUCACUAG